This is a messenger RNA of Capsicum annuum, 2031 nucleotides long. RefSeq lists its product as uncharacterized. Gene Ontology annotation, molecular function: zinc ion binding. Bases 1 to 2031 code for a protein of 676 amino acids. The transcript has a single exon. The record is from RefSeq and is a predicted model, not a curated record. NCBI's taxonomy places the organism in Eukaryota, Viridiplantae, Streptophyta, Magnoliopsida, Solanales, Solanaceae.
AUGAAAGUAGCUGAGGUAAUUGUCGUUGGUGGUAAUUAUAUGGGUGUGUGGGAGGAGGGUCCCAAUUCUUGGAAGUGGAAAUUAUCUAGCAAGGAGACGGUGCCCAUCCCGCUGCAUCGCAAUAGUUCGUACGACGACAUGGUUCGAAGCGUAAUUGAGAACGGAGAAUUAGAUUGCGAGCCAAAGAACGUUGUGAUUAGUUAUGUAAUGAAUGGGCGGGGUAAAAUACAUUCCACGUUCAUAAAUAAUGAUCGGCAUGUGCCAUUAUACAUGUUGGAUGUCGCUGCCGAUGGCUCUAGGCUAUCAUUGAGGAUAAAUGUUGUCCCGGGGUCUCCGAUAAUCCCGCCACCACAGCCGACAAUUAAUGAACAUGAUUCAUUUGAAAAUGAGAGUUUGAAUGCUCAUCCAAUGGAAUUGAAAAAUCCAUCUUUCUCUAAAGAAGUGGGAGAAGAAUGCGGAUUGGGAGCACAAACUAACCACACCUUCUCCGACGAAACUAAUUUUCGGCUAAAUCAAAUGUUUAGCAGCAAAAAGGAGCUGAAAUUAUUAUUGGACGUAACAGUUGUGAGAAAUUCUUUUGGUUAUGCUAUGUUGAAGAGCUGCGGCAAAUUCCUCAAGGUGAAAUGCAUUUGUCCUAGUUGCGCGUGGAUGUUGCAAGUAAAGAAGUAUGAAUGCACGGACAGAUUUUUCAUCUAUAAAUACGUCGACGAUCACAAUUGCGGCGUCAAAUAUGCCACACGCAGCCAUAGAAAAAUCACGUCUAAAGUCAUUGCAGCGCUCUGUGUAAACAUGUAUCAUGAAGGAAAUGGUCCGAACACUAGUGAGAUUCGGAGGAUCAUUUUUAAGAACUUGAGAAAUAGACCUACCUAUUGGAAAUAUUGGUUGGGGUGUCUGAUUGCCAAGGAAAUGGUUCGAGGGACAGCGGAGCACGGGUAUUCCUCUUUGUCGGCUUUUUCGUACAUGAUCGAUGCUCUUAAUGUUGGCACUACCUAUUCCAUUAUGGUGAACAAGACCGAUUGUAGGAUUAUGAACUACUUUUUAGCAUUGGGCCCUUGCAUUAGGGGAUUCGCCCACUUGAGGAGGGUUAUUGCGGUUGAUGACACUCAUUUAUACGGCAAGUUCGAGGGCGUGCUGCUUAGCGCGGUUGCACAAGAUACCGAGAAUCAUAUUUAUCCCAUUGUCUUUUGCGUCGUUGACAAGGAGAACGAUGCGUCUUGGACGUUCUUCUUUGAGAAACUAAAGUCUAUUGUGGUCGAUGGACCAGAUUUAUGUUUUAUCCUCGAUAGGCACAAGAGCAUCGCAAGGGCUUAUGACUAUGCUCAUCACGGGUACUGCAUAAGGCACCUAGGUGAAAAUCUCUGGGUAAAUCACCGCUGCGGAGAACACCUCUAUCGAUUCUACAAUGCAACAAAGGCAUAUUCUCCCGAAGUGUUUAGCAAUCAUUUUGAGGAAUUCAAGAACUACUGUCCCGAAGCAGCCUUUUUCCUUGAGCAUGAGCUUGAUUUUGACAAAUGGAGCAGUGCAUAUUUUCCCGGCAAUAGGUUUGACGUAAAAACCUCAAAUAUUACCGAGUCGAUAAACUCUAUGUUGAUUGCCGAAAGAGAGUACCCCGUGGCAUUCAUAUUCAAUUUGAUUGAUAAGAUUUUUGGUGAUAUAUUCAGGGAGAGGCGUGCCUAUGUCCUCAAAUGUAAGGAUAACAAAUUUAUGUCUACCGCCGAAAAGAUCUUAAGAGACAAUAUGAGCGAGGGCGACUCCUUCUAUAUGGAGAACAUAAGCGGGGAUAAAAGUAAAUUCACAUUGUUCGACAGUGGCUGUACGGCCAAAGUUAACCUACUGAAAAGGUCGUGCUCUUGCAGGAAGUUUGAGCUGGUCAAAAUAUCAUGCGCUCACCCGAUAACCUCUUUGCAAUUGAAGCACGGUGAUGAUUAUGGUUUGAGAGUCUAUGAUUACUCUCCACCCGUGUAUAAAGUGGAAGAGUACCUCCUUGCGUAUUCAAAAUCAAUUAAUAUUGUCCCUUUGGAGUCCGAAUGA